Lasiosphaeria miniovina is the source of this 1674-nucleotide messenger RNA. RefSeq names its product glycosyl hydrolase family 76-domain-containing protein. The record is from RefSeq and is a predicted model, not a curated record. The transcript has 3 exons. NCBI's taxonomy places the organism in Eukaryota, Fungi, Ascomycota, Sordariomycetes, Sordariales, Lasiosphaeriaceae. Gene Ontology annotation, biological process: carbohydrate catabolic process; fungal-type cell wall biogenesis. Gene Ontology annotation, molecular function: mannan endo-1,6-alpha-mannosidase activity. The coding region runs from base 102 to 1355 and encodes 417 amino acids.
CGGGACUGGUCGACUACUGGCACUUCACGGCCGACGCGACGUACAACAACGACACCGAGGCCGCGCUCAUCUUCCAGGCCAACCAGCCCGACAACAACUACAUGCCGCCCAACUGGACGGCGUCGCUGGGCAACGACGAUCAGGGGUUCUGGGGCAUGUCGGCCAUGCUGGCCGCCGAGACAAACUUCCAGAACCCGCCCGCCGGCCAGCCCCAGUGGCUCGCCCUGGCGCAGGCCGUGUUCAACACCCAGGCCGAGCGCUGGGACACGGCGAGCUGCGGCGGCGGCCUGCGCUGGCAGAUCCCCCUGUCCAACAACGGCUACGACUACAAGAACACCAUCACGGCCGGCAUCUUCUUCAACAUUGCCGCCCGCCUCGCCCGCUACACGGCCAACGCCACCUACGCCGACUGGGCCGUGCGCACCUGGGACUGGGUCGAGGCGGUGGGGUACAUCGACGCCGACUACAACAUCUUUGAUGGCGGCCACGUCGAGAACAACUGCACCGACAUCAACCCGGCCCAGUUCUCGUACAUUGCCGCCAUCUUUGUGCAGGGCCUGGGCUUCAUGUACAACUACACACACGGCGACGACCUGUGGGGCAACCGGCUGCGCGGCCUUACGAACCACACGCUCAACUACUUCUUCCCAUCUGGGAUCGCCGUGGAAGCAGCGUGCGAACUGCCCAACCUCGUGCAGUGCACGACCGACAUGCUAUCCUUCAAAGGCUACCUGCACCGCUUCCUCGCGCAAACGACCCAAAUGGCCCCGUUCACGCGCGCCACGAUCCUCCCCGUGCUCCGCUCGUCGGCGCAGGGCAUGGCGAGCGCGUGCGACGCGGCGUCCGGCGUGUGCGGCUUCCGCUGGAACACGGACAAGCCGGACGGCCUCGUCGGCGCCGGCCAGCAGAUGAACGCGCUCGGCGCGCUGGUCGGCCAGCUGCUGGUGCUCGAGGAGACGAGCGCCACUGGCGCAGACAAGGCCCCGCUGACCAACGCCACCGGCGGGACGAGCGUCGGCAACCCCGCGGCGGGCGGCAACCCGUCUGUGGACCCUGUCGUGCUGCCUAUCACGGAGAAGGACCGCGCGGGCGCCGGGAUCCUGACGGCGCUCGUCUUGGUGUCGAUGGUGGCAGCGCUGCUGUGGAUGAGCUCUGCCGCGAACGAGGGCCCGAACCGCUGGGAGCAGGACCAGCGUGCUGCGGAGGCGGCCGCGAGUGCCAGGAGCUCCGUCAUGACGAGGGCGUCGAUGCUCGCGCCGCCGCCGGGCGCGGCCACGGGCAUCGCCAUGGCGGAUGUCGGCGCCGCGCGCAAGCUCGAGCAUGAGCGCCGGUCGCUGCCGCAGGGCGUCGCGUGACGUGUGUCAUGUGGCGUGGCGAGGUUGUGGGUGGGUGGCGGCCGGUUGGUUGGCAUAUCAUCCAUCCAUCCAUCAUCCAUCCAUCCAUCCAUCCAUCCAUCUAUCCAUCUAUCUAUCCGUCUAUCUAUCUAUCUAUCCAUCCAUCCAUCCAUCUAUCCAUCUUUCUACUGGGCUGGGUUUUGUGUGUUUUCUUGGGACUCCGGGUUUCGUCCACGGGAGCGGCGGAUUUACGUCGACGGGCGUUCUCAUAUUUUGUGCCAUUUACUCGCGGAUUUGGUUGGGUUUGGUUUGGGUCUAUUCUUUUUCUAGGUGCCCCAGG